Messenger RNA from Penicillium griseofulvum, 987 nucleotides. RefSeq names its product DSC3 family protein. Gene Ontology annotation, cellular component: endoplasmic reticulum; Dsc E3 ubiquitin ligase complex. NCBI's taxonomy places the organism in Eukaryota, Fungi, Ascomycota, Eurotiomycetes, Eurotiales, Aspergillaceae. Gene Ontology annotation, biological process: protein processing. The record is from RefSeq and is a predicted model, not a curated record. The transcript has a single exon. The coding region runs from base 1 to 987 and encodes 328 amino acids.
AUGGCCUCACCUUCCCUCUCUCCAUACGCAGUAGGCGAAUCAGACACCGACCCGCUCCUCAUCACCGUCCGCUUCUCCGCCUCAAUCCCCGACCUCCAACUAGACGUCCCAGACCCCGGGAUCAUAACAGGCGCAGGCCUAAAGCAAUUAAUCCGAGCUGAACUCCCCAAACCCCUAUCAUCCAAUCGACUACGCCUCAUCUACGCCGGCCGCGGUCUUGAAGACACGGCGGCAUUAACAGCCUCACUAAAGCUCCCGUCAUCACCAAGCCGGAGCCCUCGCCCCGCACCAGACCAAGCCGAGACCCCAGGCGAAAAUGGCAAGGGCAAGCAGCCGGUACACGAUACCCGCCCACGUCUCUAUAUCCACUGUUCGAUUGGUGACAUCUCACUCUCAAAACACGACCUAGACAACGAAGCAAGCGUAGCAUCAACAGUCCUCCUACAGCAGAAGCAGCAGCAAGCCAAAGCGGACAAGAAAUCCCCCGCCAAAGAUGCUUCAUCUCUACCCCCAACAUCUGCGCAACUGCGCCCCGUCUCCCAAACCCGGCCCCAGUCAACGACUACCACACCGGCACCCCGCGGCUUCGACCGCCUCCUCUCGGCGGGAUUCACGGCCAGUGAGGUUGCCGCUCUACGCUCCCAGUUUCUGGCCGUGCAAUCUGUUUCCCGGACGCCGGAUACUAUGCCUACUGGUGACCAGCUGCGGGAUCUUGAGGAUCGGUGGAUGGAUGAGGGGUCGACGGCGGCGCAGGUGCAGGGUGGCCUUGGUGAGGGUCUUGGGGAUGAUGAGGGCGGGAUUGGACCUGGGUCGCGCGGGGCGAUGGACGAUAUGCUUUGGGGAGCUGUUAUGGGGUUCUUUUGGCCUAUUGGUUGUGCGAUGUGGUUGCGCAGAGAGGAGGGGGUUUGGAGUUGGAGACAGGGGGUUGCUGUUUGCGUGGGUGUUAUCGUUAAUGCUUCUUUUGGAGCGAUGAGGAUUAUGAACUGA